ACUCCAUUCUUUGUUUUCAACAAUCAACAAUUGACAUCACAUGGCUCUUUGAACAAAAAAGUCUCAAUUCAUCACAAAAAACAAGUAAUACAUCCUCAAUUUUCAAGGUUCUGUUAGUUAUCAUCGGAGUAGCAAAUCCUUCUCUAGUUCUUUCAAGUUGACAUUAUCACACGAUGCUGAACGAAUCGCUGCUCCUUAUGAUGUUGUGACUACUUCUAGUCGAGAGAGAUUUGCUGAUCUCACUGUGCUUGUGCGUGGUUUAGAGAUCGAAGAUAGCUUUUGUCUGAAACGGUUGCUGGAAAUCACUCUACUUCAUCUUUGUCAUUUUGAAUAUUCCAGAUGCAAGCAUCCCAGAGAACACAGAUGUCUGGGAGUGUCCACGGAUUGUACAAUCAGCAAAUGCAGCAAGUUGAGCAAUAUUACGCCCCUUACAAUGUUCUUAAGAACGUUUGCAAGGAUAGUCGCAGCCCAGGGAUGCAGUUCUGUUUUCAGGCACAAGACGAACAAUUCUUCACUCUGGACUCGUCGCCAGCUACUGACUAUGUUGUCAACGACUCACCUCCUGCAUUAAGCGUCUCUUCCAACAGGAGUCCCUUCUCUCCGCAAUGUUCACAGUCAUACAUGUCUGAUAUGCAUCACUCCUCUGAUAACACUUGUGGUUCGCCUUUGAGUGGGUGUUCAGGAAUUGAUGAUGGUGACUUGAGACAUGUGCUUCGGGAGCUGGAGAAUAAAUUACUGGGGCCUGAAUCUGAUACUGACGACUGCUGCAGUUGCUCCUUGAACGAUGUGGUCUCAAAACCAUCUUCCGUAACAAAGUGGAACCGAGUGUUGGACAUGGCCCCCAGCUUGAACUUGAAAGAGUUGCUCGAUGCCUGUGCUGAAGCAGUGUCAGAUGAUAUCUCAACUGCUGAAGUUCUUAUGAAUGUUUUAGAGCAAAGGGUGUCAGUCUCCGGGGAACCUAUGGAACGGUUGGGUGCAUACGUGUUGGAAGGGCUUAGAGCACGACUACUAUCAUCAGGAAGCAUCAUAUACAAAAAAUUGAAGUGCAAAGAACCAACUAGCUCGGAAUUGUUGUCUUACAUGCAAGUCAUCUAUAACAUGUGUCCAUACUACAAAUUUGCUUAUAUGUCUGCCAAUGUCGUCAUCAGGGAAGCCAUGAUGAAUGAAAACAGAAUCCACAUCAUUGAUUUUCAGAUUGCACAGGGAAGUCAGUGGAUGUUCCUCCUCCACGAUCUUGCUCGUCGCCCUGGUGGACCCCCAUUUGUCCGCAUCACAGGUGUUGAUGAUGCCGAAUCAGUUUAUGCACGGGGUGGAGGACUUCAGCUAGUGGGCGAAAGGCUAGCAGAUAUUGCCAAGUCAUAUGGAGUGCCUUUUGAAUUCCAUGGUGCUGCACUAUCAGGCUGUGAGGUCCAACUAGAGAACCUUCGGGUUGGACAUGGAGAAGCUCUGGCAGUAAACUUCCCCUAUAUGCUACACCACAUGCCAGACGAGAGUGUAAGUACUAUCAAUCAUCGUGACCGCCUAUUAAGACUAGUUAAGAGUUUAUCCCCCAAAAUUGUGACCUUAGUUGAACAAGAAUCGAACACCAACACUGCCCCUUUCCUCCCAAGAUUCCGUGAAACUUUUGAUUACUAUACAGCAAUGUUUGAGUCAAUUGAUGCAGCUCGUCCUAGGGAUGACAAGGAGAGGAUCAACGCAGAGGAGCAUUGUGUGGCACGGGACAUUGUGAACAUAAUAGCAUGUGAGGGUGCUGACAGAGUGGAAAGACAUGAACUUUUCGGAAAGUGGAGGUUAAGACUUAAAAUGGCUGGAUUUACCCCAUGCCAAUUGAGUCCAUCAGUUGGUGAGACCAUCAAUGACAUGUUGAAGGAGUACAGCCCAAAUUAUCGAUUUGCAGAAAGCGAAGGGGCACUCUAUCUUGGAUGGAAAAAUAGAGCUUUAGCAACUUCUUCUGCCUGGAGAUGACAUUUUUUGCUCUAUGAUCUCGACGUUUUAUCUUUAACCCUUUUCGUUUCAUAUAUACGAGCUCAGAGUAUGAAAUAUUUAGGUUUCUACAUGCCAGCAUAGGGAGGAAUAUAGUGAGUUUGAAAUAGACUCCAUGUCUCCACAUCUGGUUAUUGUCAUUUCCCUUUGUAUUUGGAUGCUCUUUUUUUGUUGCACAUUCUUGUUUCGAAUUCAUAUUUGGUUAAUCGAAGCUUAUAUCUUUUACCUCUA
Messenger RNA from Solanum dulcamara, 2214 nucleotides. RefSeq names its product scarecrow-like protein 13. Gene Ontology annotation, cellular component: nucleus. The record is from RefSeq and is a predicted model, not a curated record. Bases 340 to 1965 code for a protein of 541 amino acids. Gene Ontology annotation, molecular function: sequence-specific DNA binding; DNA-binding transcription factor activity. NCBI's taxonomy places the organism in Eukaryota, Viridiplantae, Streptophyta, Magnoliopsida, Solanales, Solanaceae. Gene Ontology annotation, biological process: regulation of DNA-templated transcription. The transcript has 2 exons.